Pyricularia pennisetigena is the source of this 630-nucleotide messenger RNA. RefSeq lists its product as uncharacterized. The record is from RefSeq and is a predicted model, not a curated record. The annotation marks the transcript as partial. NCBI's taxonomy places the organism in Eukaryota, Fungi, Ascomycota, Sordariomycetes, Magnaporthales, Pyriculariaceae. The transcript has 3 exons.
GGCGGCGGCGUGGUGGCGCGGCAAGUAUCGUCUGUAAAUCCCUGUGAGCUUGCAGAAGCGGCACCAGGCCAAGCCUCAAGCCACCUGUCAAGGUUCAACACACUUCUGUACCACUAUGAUACGGGAGAAGAAAAACAGUUCGAGACGGAGCUUAUUGCUCGGCGUGUUUCUUCAACGGAGCUUCCCAGUGCUAGCACAACCGCACGCACACUUGCAUGGUAUCUGGAUCUUGCUUGUGGCGCUGGCUUUCCUUGCUAUUUUUUGCAUGAUCGCCUCACUUGCAGCAAGGCAGAGAAGAAAAAGGGGGGCCUGGCGGGCUUGUGGGCGGCGCAGACAGGCGGCUACAGCAUCUGGAUUCUGGUCGGGGCAUGGACAAACUGGGCAACUGGGGCACACAAAGGCUUCUCGGGACUGCUAUGCGAGACUUCGCAUGAGCAGGUUGUACAUGGGACCUUCUUGGCUCUCGCGUCCGUUUGCCUCCGUCGUAGGUCCCACGAUGUUAGGGUGACAUUCAAACUGGGCCUCCUUGUCUUUUUGAUUGUUGCCCAGCAAUCCACCCCGGUCCCGGCUGGUGGCAUCAAGUGGACGAGCAAGACACAAGGGCAGGCUCAUGAUCACCUUUUGAAGGUG